Parnassius apollo (apollo) is the source of this 924-nucleotide messenger RNA. Lineage: Eukaryota; Metazoa; Arthropoda; Insecta; Lepidoptera; Papilionidae. The record is from the annotation of a GenBank genome assembly.
AUGUUUUAUUACAGAGGCCGUAGUUCAGCUGCUCAACCUGAAAAAAUUCCGAUCCAAGGAACUAUCUCAGACUUUGGUGGCAAUAGUUCAACCAAAGCAACGUACAUGCUUGCAGAUCUAGAGUUCAACACGCCCAAUAAGAUAGACGUGUUGUUAGGCGCUGAUGCUUACAGUUGCAUUGUUAAGAGCCCGUCCGGUACGCUGGUUGCUCAAAGCACUACCUUAGGGUGGGUCCUGUCUGGCGCUGUCAGUAGGGAAAGUUCAACAAAAAUUAAUGUCUUGCAUGCACAACUUAGUGAUGACGAAUUAUUAAGACGAUUUUGGGAAAUUGAAGAGCAAAAUAGUUCAAAGAAAAUAUUGACACCUGAGGAGAAGAAGUGCGAAGAGCUGUAUAAUAAAGUAAGAGACAUCAGUGGAAGAUACGUAGUAAGAUUACCUUUCCGCGAAGAAAAUCCAUUUUGUAAAGGUUGUGGCUCUCGAGCUAUCGCUGAGAAGAGAUUUAAAUCUUUAGAAAAAAGGUUAGGAAGAGAUGUAGAUUUAAAGGAAAGAUACAAGCAGGUAAUAGAAGAGUAUUUACAACUACGACACAUGAGGAAGAUAGAUAAAAGGGACAAGAUUAGGGAUGCAGCGGUAUACUUACCUCACCAUGCUGUAAUCCGGGAGGAUAAAACUUUCUCGAAGGUACGUGUCGUGUUCAACGCCUCCGAGAAGGACAACAAUGGAGUCUCACUCAAUUACACGUUGAUGGUGGGACCUACAUUGCAGUCUGAUUUGAGACACACAGUUUUAAGAUGGAGAUUUCACCCUAUUGCACUGGUAUCAGACAUUGUAAAAAUGUGCCGCCAGGUCAGGAUUUCGGAUGAAGAUGCAAUUUUUCAGCGCGUUUUAUGGCGAGACAGUUCUGAAACCGAAAUCGAGGACUAG